AUGGAUCAGCCAGAAGAUGUUCAUAAACCCUCUGGCUUGGCCCCUGCGCCAUCAGAAACGAAUGGACUUCGUCGCGUCCCUGAUAAAUUCCCUACAGUCGCACUAUGGAUUCUCGUCGUCGAGCUUGGCGAACGAUUCACAUAUUUUGGGCUAAGUGGCCCAAUACAAAACUAUAUCAACAAUCCCUAUGACCCAGGCUCAGACCUCCCCGGAGGCCUGGGCAAAGGCCAAGCUAUAGCCUCGGCCCUAGGAAACUUCUUCAAAUUCUGGGCCUACGCAUCAACGGUCAUAGGCGCAAUAAUAGCCGACCAAUACCUCGGGAAAUUUAAAGCUAUAACUCUCUCCCUCGGGAUCUACAUCGUCGGCCUGAUAAUUCUAGUCACGACAUCAACACCGGCAGCAAUAAACUCCGGCGCGGGCUACUGCGGCCUAAUCACCGCAAUGAUAAUUAUCGGUCUAGGAACAGGUGGUAUCAAAGCGAAUGUGACUCCGAUGUGCGCGGAACAGUAUCAGAGCACCGAACCUAUGAUCAAGACACUUGAUUCAGGAGAACGAGUGGUCGUCGAUCCAGAACUAACCAUUGAAAGGCUAUUCAUGUGGUUUUACUGGGUGGUUAAUGUCGGUGCACUUUCGCCUCUGAUUACGGUUAAUGUUGAAGCGGAUGUUUCAUUUUGGUUGGCUUAUUUGAUUCCGCUCAUAGCUAUCAUCCUCGCUGGGAUUGUAUUUCUGGCGGGACAGAAAUACUACGUGAAGAUUCCACCACGGGGUUCUCCUAUAAUUGAUGCCUGGGGGGUUUUGGAUAUCGUUCGGAAAGAGAAACAUUUCAGAAACGCUACACCGUCCGCUUUGAGUGAAUCGGGUAGGUUGGAUAGAUAUCCUUUUGCGAUGGAGGCUCGGUAUACGGAUGAGUAUGUUUCUGAUGUCAGGAGGGGAUUUAUGAGUUGCAAGAUGUUCAUUUUCUUCCCGUUCUAUUUCAUUUGCUGGAUUCAGAUUUGGAAUAACCUCAUCUCACAAGCUGGGCAGAUGGCUUUGCAUGGGACUCCGAAUGAUCUUUUACAGAAUUUGGAUCCGAUUGCAUUGUGUAUUUUCAUUCCGUUAUUGGAUUUGGGAUUUUAUCCUCUUCUUCGUAAGUGGAAGAUCGAUUUCAGCCCCGUGCGCCGAAUCUUCACUGGGUUCUUGCUUGCGUCCUUUUCAAUGGUCUACGCGAGCGUUUUGCAGCAUUACAUCUACAUGUCUCCGUCAAAUAGUAUCCACGUUUGGAUCCAAGCUCCGGCUUAUGUGCUUGUUGCUUUUUCAGAGGCUUUUGUUAUUGUGACAGGGCUUGAGGUGGCGUUUACGCAUGCUCCAAAGAAUCUGAGAUCCGUGAUCUCGGCUCUUUUCUGGCUGACUAUUGGAAUCGCCGCUGCUAUCUGCAUUGGGUUGAGCCCAGUAUCUCAGGACCCAUAUCUGGUCUGGAUGUAUGGAUCUCUUGCUAUUAUUGGCUUUGUAGCUGGGUGUUUGUUUUUUCUCUGUUUUUGGAAGAGUGAAUGUUCCAGUUUGAAAGACGAAGAUAUUGUCGAGGAUGCUCGGAUUAGCAUGAACGAGGGAACGGUUGGUUCAAAGGCUGCUUAG
This is a messenger RNA of Penicillium atrosanguineum, 1611 nucleotides long. RefSeq lists its product as uncharacterized. Gene Ontology annotation, biological process: transmembrane transport; oligopeptide transport. Gene Ontology annotation, cellular component: plasma membrane; fungal-type vacuole. Gene Ontology annotation, molecular function: tripeptide transmembrane transporter activity; dipeptide transmembrane transporter activity. The record is from RefSeq and is a predicted model, not a curated record. The coding region runs from base 1 to 1611 and encodes 536 amino acids. NCBI's taxonomy places the organism in Eukaryota, Fungi, Ascomycota, Eurotiomycetes, Eurotiales, Aspergillaceae. The transcript has 8 exons.